This is a messenger RNA of Ananas comosus (pineapple), 2594 nucleotides long. RefSeq names its product G-type lectin S-receptor-like serine/threonine-protein kinase LECRK3. Lineage: Eukaryota; Viridiplantae; Streptophyta; Magnoliopsida; Poales; Bromeliaceae. Bases 42 to 2489 code for a protein of 815 amino acids. The transcript has a single exon. Gene Ontology annotation, molecular function: ATP binding; protein serine/threonine kinase activity. Gene Ontology annotation, biological process: protein phosphorylation. The record is from RefSeq and is a predicted model, not a curated record.
AACCACCACCACCACCACCACCACCACCACCACCACUAAACAUGGAUACGGAUGCAACGAACCCUUCUCUUCUAUUCCUCUUCCUCCUCCUCCUCCUCCUCGGCCGAGGGUUAUCAUUAGUCGCGGCAAAAUCUUAUCAGAACCUGACCGUGGGCUCCAGUCUCAGCUCGUCGGGGCCCAACUCCUCCAUCUUCUCUCCAUCCGGUGACUUUGCAUUCGGCUUCUGGCCCCUUGACGCCAACUCCUCCCUCUUCCUUCUCGCCGUGUGGUUCAACGCCACCUCACCGCAAGUCGUCGUUUGGUUCGCCACCAACAACACCGAUCCGGUGCAGGUGCCCGCAAAAUCGACCCUCCAACUCACCCAGGCCAGCCAGCUCUCACUUUUCGACUCGAACGGUCAGGAAGUCUGGAGCCCAGACGCAGCUAAUGCGACCGGCGUAAGUCUCCUCGACUCUGGGAACCUCGUUCUCUAUGAUAGCAGCGGAGCCUUUCCGUGGCAAAGCUUUCAAAAUCCAACCGACACGAUCCUCCCAGGUCAGUCCUUGGCCGAGAACUCAGAACUCCGAUCCAAAAUGAGCGACUCGGACUUCUCCCCAGGUCGGUUCGAGCUAGCAGUCCAAGGAGAUGGCAAUUUGGUCUUUUACCCGGUCGCCGUCCCCACCGGCCACAAAUACCAUGCAUAUUGGGCCUCCGGUACUCAAUAUGCCAAAAUGUUACAGCUCGUUUUCAACUCAUCCGGCUCGCUCUAUUAUCAGGUCGAAAACAACAACCAGACCGCACUCACCUCAGCUGCUGUAUACUCCCCUACCGACUUCUACCAACAUGCCACGCUAGAUCCAGACGGUGCAUUACGCCUUUAUAUCUACCCCAAAAACAACAACAAUACCAAGUCGACCGACAAGUGGAACGCCGUCGGAAUGUUGCCUGCCAACCUCUGCCAAACAAUCCAGGCGGACAGCGACGGCGGCGCCGCCGCCUGCGGGUUUAAUGCGUACUGCAGCCUCGACGAUGAUCAAUCAAAGCAGCUCAAAUGUGAGUGCGCGUUAGGAUGCAAGUUCGUCGAUACAAAUCGUACGUACUUAGGCUGCAUACCAGACUUUGCCGUGCAGAGCUGCGAACAGUACCAGAGAAGUCAAUACUUGUUCCUUGAGAUGCCAAACACGGAUUGGCCGGGGGACAGCUAUGAGCACUACACACCAACCGAUGAAGACAUGUGUCGAGCAUCAUGCCUAGCCGACUGCUUGUGCAGUGUGGCCGUCUUUCGGAUGCCGGACUGUUGGAAGAUGAAGAUGCCUUUAACCAAUGGUCAGCAAGGGAUGAGUGUAGGGGGGAAGGCUCUUAUCAAAAUGCCCAAAACCGAUGCUUCCUUGCCUAACCAGGGCCCGCAGAAUCCGAUAACUAUAGUGAAGAAGGAUCGGAACACACUAAUCCUCGUCAUCUCCGCCCUCUUGGGUAGCUCCGGAUUCCUCAACGUGCUCUUCAUAAUCGCCGCGGCUAUCGUUUCCUUCUCCUUUUGCAAUCGCACGAAAAAUAAGAAGAAUCAAAUAGCGCAGACCAUGUUGCGGUCGAACCUAAGAGUCUUCACAUACAAAGAAUUGGAAGAAGCCACCGACAACUUUCGAGAAGAGCUCGGCAGCGGAGGUUUCGGCAUAGUAUACAAGGGGGCCUUAGCCGCGGAAUUCCACAUGGCCAUUGCCGUGAAGAAGCUGGAUCGGGCGGCGGCCAAGGAAUCCGAGCAAGAGUUCACGAACGAGGUGCGGUCGAUCGCACAAACCCAUCACAAAAAUUUAGUCAAGCUACUCGGAUUCUGCAACGAGGGGAACCAUCGAAUGCUGGUGUACGAGUACAUGAGCAAUGGCUCGCUAACAAGCUUUCUUUUCGGAUGCACCCGGCCUGAGUGGAACAAAAGGGCCCAGAUAGUAUUGGGGAUAGCAAGAGGUCUUUUGUACUUGCAUGAAGAGUGUACUACCCAGAUCAUUCAUUGCGACAUCAAGUCUCAGAACAUACUGCUCGGGGAUAAUUUCAUCCCCAAGAUAUCAGACUUCGGGCUCGCGAAGCUCCUUCGCGCCGACCAGACUCGAACCAACACGGCCAUCAGAGGAACCAAAGGGUACGUUGCACCCGAGUGGUUCAAGAACUCGGCGGUCACUGCGAAGGUCGAUGUCUAUAGCUUUGGUAUCUUGCUACUAGAGAUCGUAUGUUGCAGGAAGAAUGUUCAGACGGAGGCAGCAACGGAGGAGACAACAGUGCUUGCAUAUUGGGCUUACGAUUGCUUUAAGGAUGGCAGACUGGACCUCCUGGUGGACAGCGAUGAGGAGGCGAUGUUCGACAUAAGGAGAGUGGAGAGAUUUGUAAUGGUAGCUAUCUGGUGCAUUCAGGAGGAGCCAUCGCUGAGGCCGUCGAUGCGGAAAGUGGCUCAGAUGCUCGAGGGCGCGGUCGCCGUCGCCGUUCCGCCUGAUCCUUCUUCUUACAUCAGUUCAAUCGUGUAACUUCUUCGAAAAAGUACUUAACAUGUCUACAUUUCUAUGCCAUAGUUCUUGCAAUUGUAACCCAUUCAUAUAUAGAGAAAUUUCAAACGAUUCAUCCUCCUUUCA